CUUGUACGGAUACCGAAUACUGACUGUGUCGUGUAAAACACGGGGUCCGCUUAUUUAGUGUAAUCACCUGCCAACUGUACUGGUCAGUAAGCCUGCUGUAUGGCCAUGGAAUAAUUACUCGUAUGUUGAAACAUAUUUACCUAAAGAAUUUCACCUACGAGGAUCUGUGACACCAGGAAUGACUCCCGUAAGUCCAGAUUACGAUUACAUGUAGUACAGGAAAGUAUCAGCUGCACGUGGUGUGAUUAGUGGGUCCUUCUAUGAAAGCGUUCAUUGUACUGGCAUACGAAGCCACCGACACGGUCUGGAAGGCAACUACAGAUUACGUAGAAGCAAGGAGAAUGCCGUCCAUAUUAAGCUGCUUCUGUGUGCAACAUCGACACACUAUCAUAACACGGAAGAGGAACAGCCGUAAGAAAAUAUUGACCAGGAAGUCCGACUGGAGCGACGUGAGCAGCGAUCACAGCUCCGACUCGACACCCAGGGAACAUAAGGAGGAAGCUGAGAUGGUGGCCCGAUUGUUGGACAAUCACAACCUGCCCCGACGCCGGCACGUAGGUGACAUAUUCCGUGAGGAACCUCCCGCCACGACAAAGGUGCCCUUCUUACAACACAGUGCCUUCAACAACAGUGCUGAGGACCGUAUGUCCGGUUAUGUUCCAAAAGCUGUGGGUGAGAUGUCAGCCUCCACGGCCUUGACCGGUGCCAAGUUCGAUGACUUCUUUUCUGACUGUCGCCUAUAUCCAGCAUUAAACAAGUUCGCCAAAUCCACAGACUUGAGUGACCAAUCUGCCAGUUCAUAUCCGUUAGACAGAAAUGAACACACGUCAUCAGCUGUCACAAUUGGCACUGCGAACGUGUACACUAUCACACCUACACACGCACAGAUCGCAACUGGCAGAGAGGACGGACGGUUUGAUGACUUCAUUAGAAGCAGCAUGCCACCGGGGUCUCCAGUUCCGUCUGUGACCGAGAUCGGCCUCAACCCGGAUAACUCACAGCAAUCCGAUGUGCUAGAAAACGCAAGCCCAGCUAGAUAUAUGGGUUCUUAUGCAAAAGAUCUUGAGAAGAUAUUCGAGUGUGACGGUGAUAUUCUGUACUAAUGCUUCUCUACAUGUCAGUUGCUUAUAGUGAGGUGUAUGGAAACCUAAUGUUCGUCAACGUAAUCCAUCUCGAUUUGAACUCUUCUUUAAGGUGAAACUGAUUUGGCGAACGUCCACAAUACGACAUCAUGAAUUGCAGCACGCAUCUAGUCAGUUCGGCGUCGAGAUGUGACAGCACAUUGUCUUCAAGAUACUAACACAAUCACUGACAUAAAUUUAUAUGAAAUAUGUAUUAUUGAAAGACGGUUUCCGGUGAUGUAAAACUUCAGCAGCAGUAGAUUGUGUCCUUCUAAGUGUAUUAGAAUACGCUUCCCAAGUGACAUGAAAUCAACAAGAUUUGCUGCAGGUAUUAAAUGAAUGCAGCUUUCCGCAUUUUAGGGGAACAUUGUCACUUUAUUGUGUAAUUUUCGUCCGCUUAGACAUAUUUCACAUGCGUGCGUCAAUUUGAAUAAGCAAUAUGAUGUUACAUAUUA
Molecule: messenger RNA, 1576 nt
Organism: Haliotis rubra (blacklip abalone)
Lineage: Eukaryota; Metazoa; Mollusca; Gastropoda; Lepetellida; Haliotidae
Exons: 2
Coding region: 261-1103 (280 amino acids)
Source: RefSeq, a predicted model, not a curated record